UUUGAGUUAGUUUAGUAGUUAAAGACAGAUUUAUCUAUUGAAUACAUGUCCAUACUACUUAUAAAACUGAAUAUUUAAAAGGAAAAAAACAAACAAACAAACAAAUAAACGAACAUAUUUAAUACUGAUAAUAGUAACCAUUUAUACUAUUGGUGUAUUGUGUUACUAAUGGGAAAAAAACAAAAAAAAAAACAACUGGAGAAUAUAACCGUAUACAUACAGAAUACAAACAGAAUAUUGAUUAGGAAUAUAUAAUUACCAAAUGUUUUCCAUUUCUCUAUUAGACUAUUGAAAAUGUACAAUAAUAUAGAAGUAUCAUAAUGGAUAAAGAGAAUACAUUCUUAUCAUUUAUAUUACCGAAUUGGAAAUUUGAUGAUAAUAACUUAUUACAUAAACGAAAUGAUUUAAUAGAUGAAUUAAAAUUAAAUGUUAAAACAUUAAUGGAAUAUGCUUCAGUUUGUCGUUCAAUUCCUGAAGAUAGUACACAUGUAAUUAGUUUUUGUGCAUUAAUUCAUGAUUGUCUUCGAAUGGGUUUAAAAACAUCACCAUUUUUAUUGAAUCAAAAUAUAUCAACUUAUACAUUACUACAUAAAAUUUCAAAUCAAUGUGAUACAGCUAUGAAAAUAAUCAAUAAAUUUGAAAAACAUUUCAAUCAAAUUAAAACUGAUCAUAGAAACAAUUCAAAGAAUUGUAAUUCACAAUCUGAUCACCAUGACAACAACAACCACUACGACGGCGACGACAACGACGACAACCACCAUCACCACCACCACCGCCAACAACAACAACAACAAGAACAAUCAAUAAAAAGAGAAAAUAAAUUAAAUUUUCAAAAAAUUUUUCAUUAUUCAGAAUAUAAUAAAAAUAAAUUUGAUAAAGAAAAUAAUAAAAAAUUUUUAUCUGGAAAAAAAUUUUAUUCCAAAUUAAGAACUAAUAAUAAUAAUAAUAAUAAUAAUUCAAAUAUUGAAUGGAUUCACUUUGCCCUUGUAGAGAAACUACUUGAAACUAUUAUACAACAUAUAUGUUCAAGAGCAAAAGAAUUUUAUAGUCCUGAUAGCAUUGUGGCUAAUCAAUGUGAUGUGAAUGUAUUCUUAUCUUUGAUUAGAGGUCCAUGUGCAAUUAAUUAUUCAUCAGGUAUUCAUGAAGAAUCAUAUUGGUUAAAUUUACAUGCAAAUGAAUUAAUUGAAAGGCAAAGAAUCACUUCAAUUAUAAAUCAAAAUAAAAUUGUUUAUAGUCCAUUAAAUGCUUUACAAAAAAUAAAAUUACCCAUAGUUUACACGGAAAAGAAUGAUGAUAAUAAAAAUAAAAAAAUAGAUAAAACAUUAAAAAAAAUUAGAAAUUUUUCUACAUUAUCAGAUUCGUCAGUUACAGAUCACAGUAACAAUAAUAAUAUAGAUAGUUUAUAUCAAACAAGAAAAAGUACAUUACUAUAUGGAAAGAAUAAUGUUAUGUUAGGAGAUGAUCAAUAUUCUCUUGGUUAUUUUGAAUUAAUUAGUUCUAUAAAUGAUUUAUUAAUUAAAUGGACAUCAAAUGAUUUAUUAUUACAAGCUUCAUAUGGUAAAUUUGAUCAUUGUCAUGACAACGGUAAUAAUCAAUAUAAUAUUGAUCAAAAAAUGUUAAAUAAUUCAAUAUAUGAAUCAAAUAAUCAUAAUGUUUUAGAUAAAUGUAUCACUUCACAUAGUUCACAAUUAAUGAAGAAUAAUAAAAGAAUUGAUUAUGGUUUCCAAUUGGGAAUUCUCACAGUAUCAAUGAAAAAAAUUGAAUAUGUUCACCUACAUCAAGAUGCAUCUUAUGAAUAUUGUAUCAUUUUAAUUGGUUUUGAUGGAAUCCCACAUCCACCAAUACGAUUGCAUGGUGGAUUCAAUGCUGUUUAUAAUUUUCUAUUAUGUUUGGAUCAAGGUUUACAACCUAUUGCCUGUUUAAAUCCAUCACCUACUGAAUUAGAUGAAGUCAUUGAAAAAGAUGAAGCAAAGGAAUCAAGAUCAAAUGAAAAUCAGAAAACCAAGUUUAAAUUAUGGAAUUUAAUUGAUUUUCUAAAUAGAACAAAUGAAUCUAAUGAAAUCUGUAAGCAAUCAACUGUCAUACAAAGUAGAAAUGAUAACGAUCCAUCCAAACAUCAUGAUGGUGAUGAUGAUAUCAAUGAUCAUGAUGAUGUGAAUAACAAGAAUGAAAUCCAUUCAACUCAAACACCAAAUAAUAAAAAUGAAACAUGUUCUAAUGAUGAACAGAGUAAAUUGAAACGAUCAUUGAUAAUCUAUGAUGAAAGAUUUAAAAAUAUAGGAACUAAAGGUGUUAUAUUUAAAGUUAUGCGAUUUGAUAUCUCAAUGAAUAAGGAAUCUGAUGUCUUCAUAGAACAAGAUAAUACAACAUACAUACAAACUAAUUCAUCAAUAGAACUUACAAAUGAUACAAUCAAUAAUUCAAAUGAUCAGAUAUCUCAGAAAGAAGAACUAAUGAACCCAAUUGCAACAAUCAAAUUACAAUUAAUUUUGAGAACAUUCAAAGCUUGGUAUACAUAUACUUGUCAUAUGAACAAUGUACGAAAGCUUCUAUCAUCAUUAGUUAUACAUUCGAAUAUAAACUAUACAAAUUCAUUUGAUCAAUAUAAGAAAUUAACUAAAGAAAAAUGGAAUGAAUUAUUUGUGAAUAAUUCAGAUAAAAAAAAUUUUGAUCCUCGAUCCAUUUAUGAAUGUAUAUAUUUUGGAGGUUGUGUUUCAGAAUUACGCAAUGAAGUUUGGCCUUAUCUACUAGGUGUAUAUAAUUGGACAAUGAGUGAAGAAGAAAAACAAACUAUCAAUGAACAAUUAAAAAUACAUUAUAAUGAAAAACUAAAAGAAUGGACUAAAAUAGAGAAAAUUAUUCGUGAUAUGGAACAAAAUGAAACCAUAAAUACAACAUUAUUAUCACAAAUGAACAAUUGUCAAACUACUGAUAAUCCGACACACAAUUCAUCUUGUUUAAUAGAAUAUAAAGAAAAUAUAUUAAAACAAUUUUCUCAUGCAUUAGAUUCUGUAAAGAAAGAUGUUGUAAGAUGUGAUAGAAAUAAUUGUGUCUAUUCUAAAUUUGAUUCACAUGGUGAUCGUAAUUUAGCUACAAUUGAACGAAUCUUAUUAACUUAUGUAUGGGAAUAUCUUGAUGAUGAAUAUACUCAAGGAAUGUGUGAUAUAGUUGCACCAUUAUUAGCAUUAAAUUUAGAACAUUCAGUAUCAUCAUCAUCAACAUCAACAUCAUCAUCAUCAUCAUCAUCAUCAUCAUCAUCAUCAUCAUCAUCAUCAUCAUCAUCAUCAUCAUCAUCAUCUAGAUAUACUAAUAUUCAAUCUUCAUUGAUAAUAAAUGAUAAUUCAAUAGAAUUAUUUAAUGAAAUUGAAAUUAGUACUUAUAUAUUAUUUAAGUAUUUAAUGGAAAAUCAUUUAAAAAAAUUAUUUGCUAAAGAAACUGCAACAUAUUAUAUGGAUCAAAAAUUUGAUCAUAUCAAAUCAUUAAUACAGAUAUUAGACCCUGAAUUAAUUGGUCAUUUACAGAAAUUCAGUGAUUUUACACAUUUCUACUUUUGCUAUCGGUGGUUCUUAUUGUAUUUUAAAAGAGAAUUUAAUUAUCAAGAUAUUUUUCAAAUAUGGGAAGUUAUUUUAUGCGCUGAACAUAUAAUUUCUAAAGAUUUUAGUUUAUUUAUUGCUUUAGCAUUAAUUCAAUAUUAUAGAGAUGUGAUUAGUUCAAAUCAUAUGGAAUUAACGGAUAUUUUAAAAUUUUUUAAUGUUUUCUUGAUUUGGUUGAUAAAUUGAAUCGAUUUCAAUGUGCUUGUUGAUUACUGAAUGAUCUGAGUGCCAAGCUUCGAAAAAAUUCUCUGAUAUUUUUGGAUCUUCCUGUAUCCAAGAUUUGCAAAUUUUUCCAGUCAAAUGAAUGUCCGCAGUUAAUCACGUGUGCAUUGAUAUAAGUGAGGACAUGUCAUUGAAAAUCUGGAAACGCUGUGAUGUAUUCUAUUGAUAUUGACAGAUAUAAGUAGUAUGUUUCAUCAAUUGAUGAUCAAAAAAAAAAAAGAAAACGAGAACACUGUUGGGGUGAUCCAGAAAACUACUCGCAAUAGUUAAGAAAGCCUCAGGAAACACUAAGAAGCAUUUUAUUCAAUCAAUAUUCACUAGAAGUUUAGCCAGAAACAUCAAGAAAGUCAAAAGACACAUGUCAAGUUUCUGAUCGGAUGAUUACCAAUACCGCCGCUAUGUUUAGUAGCAUUCCAGCAUUUUCGGGACACCCAAGGACAUCUAAAAUAUUAUAUAAACCCUAGAUUUUCUGUACUAAAACGAACUUUGGAGUAAAGUGUUUCUUCCAUAUUUUGCAGCUUUUCUCUCAUGUUCAAGUCACUGUGUAGAUUUAGCCUGGAAGUUACUAGAAGAGCUUAGGAAGCGAAUCUAGCGUUCAACUACAAGACUUAUCAAAUAACUGUUUAUUAAUAUCCGAAGAGGUUUUUGUGGAUAUUAUAGUAAUUUUAAUAGUUGAGAUCACGAGUCAAUUGAAAGCACUGGAUGAUCAGUGGAGUUCAACUGAUUCUAUUGUGAGAUAGUAACACACUGAAGACAAUAGUGGGUAUAACUCUCAGUUUUUCGGAUUGGUUGAAGUUAGACAUAUCAGUGGUAUAAAGGAUAAGUGUUUGCGCUCGAGAUCGAUAGGUUCUGGGUUCAAAUCUAGAGAGGUGGGAUCGUGAAUGUGCACUGCUGAGGAGGUCCACAAUAGAACGAAAUAAUCAUCCAAUGUUUCCAGGUUUUCUAUGAUGUUCUAUCUUCAAUUGACUCAUGAUAUCAACUAUUUCAAAAGAAAACUGUUUAUUAUACUAAAAAUGAUCAGUAAAGCAUUAAAACUCAUUUACUUACCAGUAACUUAUUUCUAAAAACAAUUUCAAGAGAUCUAGAUCAAAAUCUUACCCAUACAGUAUAUAUAUAUAUGAUUGAGAUCAUGAACCGAUUGA
Molecule: messenger RNA, 4957 nt
Organism: Schistosoma spindalis
Lineage: Eukaryota; Metazoa; Platyhelminthes; Trematoda; Strigeidida; Schistosomatidae
Source: the annotation of a GenBank genome assembly